AGAAGUAUUUGGUAGAACACAUGAUGGAACAAACCUGAAGUGUUUACUCCUCUGCACAGUCACUGCGCUCUGGGUUUUACAAGGGCUUCUGGACUGUCAGCUUUCUACUUGUUUUCAGGAAAUGGAUGUUUAUUAUUUUUUUAUUUUUUUUUGAGUAACCCCCGAAAACUGGCACAGAGUGAGCAAAAGAGGACUACAAGAGGCCUUUAUGUAGAAGGGAGGCACUUCAACUUCAACCUUUUCUUUUUUGAAUGCAUUUUUCAUGCUAAAUUAACCAAAGGCUUCUGAUCCAAAAGGCUGAAAUCUUUUCGAAAACCACCUAAAAAGUUGAGGCUUCUUCCCAGUGGCGAGGCGUUCUGCAGUACAUGCAGCAUCUGGAAGUGCCCCUGAAGGCCCCUAACUGAGCAUGUGCAAGUGCUAAGCCUCUUGGCUGAGUAGGAUCCCCCCAGGGCCCGAACGAGGAGCUGCCGUCUGGUUUACCCGCCCUGUCACGAUUUUUCCCGUAAGGCCGGCCCCCGAACCCACCAUGUCUACAGAAGUGGAGAGCGCUGUGUCCGCUGUCCCUGCCGACCCCUCCAGCGUCCCAGCCCCCACCACGCCUCCAACAACCAGCGCCCCCACCGCUCCCUCCACCCCCUCCACAGUGCCAGCCAAAACUCCCUCGAAGAAAGAGAAGAAAAAAGCUCCAGAGAAGACUGAUGAGUACCUGCUGGCCAGGUUCCAGGGUGACGGCGUGAGGUACAAGGCAAAGCUGAUUGGCAUCGACGAUGUGCCUGAGGCCCGUGGCGACAAGAUGAGCCAGGACUCCAUGAUGAAACUCAAGGGUAUGGCUGUUGCUUUGCGGUCCCAAGGCAAACACAAGCAGAGGAUUUGGGUCAACAUUUCCAUGUCUGGCAUCAAGAUAAUUGACGAGAAGACCGGGGUGAUCGAGCAUGAGCACAUUGUGAAUAAGAUCUCAUUCAUCGCCAGAGAUGUCACCGAUAACCGAGCUUUUGGCUAUGUUUGCGGAUCCGAGGGACAGCACCAGUUCUUUGCCAUAAAGACUUCCCAGCAGGCAGAGCCGCUGGUCAUUGACCUGAAAGACCUAUUCCAGGUCAUCUUCAACAUGAAGAAGAAGGAGGCCGAGGCCUCACGGAAGGAUAAUAAUGCAGUUGUUGAGAAUGGCGGCGAUGCCUUGCUCAAUGCCGAUGGCCAGAUGAGCACUGCCAAAGAGGUGCAACAGCUGGAUCUGUUUGGAGACAUGUCCACCCCUCCAGAUAUCCACUCUCCUACAGAAACUAAUGAUAUUCUAUUGAUGGAUCUGUCUGCCGAGGUUGACAGCAAUCAGAACUGUAUAAAGGGGAAUCCCUUCACUUCCCUUGGCCAUAACCCUUGGGGCACCUCACAGACAGAGAACCUCUUCUCCUCUGCAUUUGGCUUCUUUCCAACCCCAGACACUGACCCUUUCAGCGAUGACCCCCUCGCCUCAUCGCCCCCCGGUCCAUCCACCAAUCACAGCCAAGAGGGCUCCGUUCACCUCUCGGGUAGGCCAGUCGCAAAUGGCAUAGAGCUUAGCGGAGGAUCUGACCACUUUGGUCAGCAGUUGAACGGGCUGUCCAGUAAGAACAUGAUCCAGGCCCUGAGUAAUGGCCAGUGGCCACUUGGGGGUGUGAUGACCGACGAGAGCAGGGUCCCGGUACACAAUGGUCUGGGACCGGUUCCUGUCCCUCAGAACCCCUUUGUCGACACAUCUGGGAAAAGCCCGCCCCUUUGUAACGGCGUAACUUUCGAUCCCCAAGCCCCUCCCCCUGUGGGGCGUAGCAGGGAUGUUUCGGUCGUGUUAUGUCCCCCUCCACAGAGCACUAAAUCUGGACGAGGUCGGAGGAGUGCCAAGUCUCCUCCUGCGGAUGACCUGUUUGGGGCUGACCUGUUUGCUCCUCCCAGUCAGUCUGACUGUUCGUCUGCCUCCAACAACCUCUUCAACAGUCAGACCGCCAACUCGAUAGCAGCUCUGGGAGCGUUGCAGUUGGGUCCGCCUUCAGUCCCCAUCCCAGGGACAGCCCCGUCUCUGUGGGGAACUCAAGCCCCAUCCAUGUUCACCAUGCCAGGAGGAGUAACACUCCCCAACCCCCAGCCCACUUUCUCCCAGCCAUCCGCCUUCGGUGCCUUGCCCAUACCCCCAGGCCCCUGGGGCCAUCAGGCCCCUUCACCAUAUGGGGCCGCACCAGUCCCCCAGGCGUGGGGACCGCCUGCCCCUGUAGGGCCCAUGGGAGGUGCACCAGGCUGGGGACAGCCUGCCAUGGCUAACCCCUUCCAGCCCGGGUCUUAUGCCAUGAUGGGAGGCCCUCCACAGGGCAUGACACACGGUCCACCACGCCCCCCACCCAGGCCACCAGUCAAGGAGGCUCCUGCUAAGGUGGAACCCAGUGCCUUUACUGCUCUGGACCCCCUGGGAGGGGAGAAGGAGAUGAAGAGUGGGAAGGACAUGUUCAAGGACUUCCAGAUUGCCAAGCCUCCAGCCAUCCCAGCCAGGAAGGGUGAGCAGGUGCCCGGGAUGGUUCCAACCUCCAACGGAGACGGAGCAUUUGCUCAGUACUUUUCCAGCAAAGUGGGCGUGCCCCAGGAAGUGGCAGAUCACGACGACUUUGAAAUUCAGAGUCAUAUUUCAAAGGCUAUCAGUGACCCACCAAAACCAGCCCCACGACAAGCAGCCCCCUUGACGUCUCCUGUGGUAACCCCGAGCCCUGGGCUCCUGGAUGCCUUUGCGCCAACUUCAACCCCAGCUCACUCCACUGCGCCGGGUGUCAACCAGAAUCUAUUUGAUGACGCAUUUGGUGCUGUGACUCCGAAUCCCUUCGGGGCACCCCUUCUAGCUACGACCGCUGGCAGCUCCGCUCCCUUUGGAGACCCUUUUGGAAACCCCUUUGCUUGACAUCCUGCCAGUUAUGUCCCACAUUCAGGUUUGCAGUGGUCUGGGAUAUAAGCAGCGACUCUCUUGAACCAAAAGUCUUCACAAACAGCUGCUACAACUACAAGCGCCAGACAAUCUGCAUGAUUAAAACGUCUAGCCUCCGCCCCCAUGCACACUUAAUCCUCGCCAGUCGUGCUUGAUGUCAAUUAAUCCUCACUCCCCCUUUCUCCCCAAUAGCCCUUCAUGUCUCGUUCAAUCAGUAGUGGUAGUAGUCUUGUUUCUGUUAAUGUCACACAGCUUUUCAGUACCACUGAAUUAAAUGUUAAAGUAAUUGUUUUGUAGUGCAAUGAUUGUUAUUGGAAGGGAGCUUAAAGGGAUGGAUGGAUUGAAGGGAAGGCCCUAGUAAUGUUCAAUAAUGUCAAUAUUAAACACAAAUUAAUUGUU
Esox lucius (northern pike) is the source of this 3334-nucleotide messenger RNA. RefSeq names its product DAB adaptor protein 2 (gene dab2). NCBI's taxonomy places the organism in Eukaryota, Metazoa, Chordata, Actinopteri, Esociformes, Esocidae. The transcript is spliced from 16 exons. Gene Ontology annotation, cellular component: plasma membrane. Gene Ontology annotation, biological process: positive regulation of endocytosis; receptor-mediated endocytosis; negative regulation of canonical Wnt signaling pathway. The record is from RefSeq and is a predicted model, not a curated record. Bases 527 to 2911 code for a protein of 794 amino acids.